AUGGAGACCGAGCUCCAUAACUUCGUCUUCGUCUGGAUCUCCGUCGUCGCCGCCCUCAUCUACUGCCGCUAUAUCUCCAUCCUCCUCCCCGUUGGACCGAAGAGGCUCUUCUUCUUCCUCCCGCUCCUCCUCCUCGCUUAUGGCAAAGGCCCUUUAGUGCCGCCGCCAACAUCGUCCCCUCUUUCUCUUCAGCUUUUUGUCACGACCGCGUCGCUUCCGAUCAAGAUCAGCCCUUCCGCCGAGAGCCCAACUUCCAAGAAUGGCGGUGGCGGGGGCCUGAAGUCGCCGGCGAACUACGUCGCGAAAUGUCUAUUGCUGGUUUCGCUCUUUCCGCUCUACCGGCGGAAUGAUUAUGUGCACGAGAAAGUCAUGAUGUUGGCGUACUCCGUCCACGUGUAUAUCGUGCUCGAGGUGGCUCUGGCGGUAAUUGGUGUAGCGGCUGCCCGGCUGAUCGGCAUGGCAGUGGAGCCGCAGUUCGACGAGCCGUACCUCGCCACAUCGCUGCAGGACUUCUGGGGCCGCCGAUGGAACCUCAUGGCGACGAGCAUCCUGCGGCCGAGCGUCUAUGAACCCAUUCGGUUGGCUUCGGGCCGCCUCGUGGGAAGGCAGUGGGCUGCUCUGCCCGCUGUGCUCGCCACGUUCGCAGUGUCCGCCCUCAUGCACGAGCUGAUUUUCUACUAUAUCGGGAGAAAGGAGCCCACAUGGGUGGUCACGUGGUUCUUCCUCCUCCACGGGGUCGCCGUGGCAGCAGAGGUCGCGGCCAAGAAGGCGCUGCAUGGCAUGAGGUGGCGGCUGCCGGCAGAGGUGUCAAGGGUGUUGACGGUGGGGUUCGUGGUGGUGACAGGCUUCUGGCUAUUUCUGCCGCCCUUGCUGCGGUACGACACGGUGGCUAAGGCGAGGAGGGAGACCAUUGCUGUUAUUGAGUUUGUGAAAUGUCCUUGGAGCUUAUUGAGAUUUAGCUCAUUUACCGUUAUAAGUGGUCUCUCCUCAUUGUAUCCAGAUUAG
Messenger RNA from Eucalyptus grandis, 1005 nucleotides. Its product is annotated as acyl-CoA--sterol O-acyltransferase 1. The coding region runs from base 1 to 1005 and encodes 334 amino acids. Gene Ontology annotation, biological process: lipid metabolic process. The transcript has 2 exons. Lineage: Eukaryota; Viridiplantae; Streptophyta; Magnoliopsida; Myrtales; Myrtaceae. The record is from RefSeq and is a predicted model, not a curated record.